CACACAGACAGUCGCGCACACCGACACACGCACACACGUCCCUCACUCGGCCUCAGUCGCUGCUGGAGAACGACACAGGUGACAACACUGCUCACACCUUCACCUGACACUCACCUGGAGGAGGAGCGGAGUCGAGGAGGACCAAGAUUAAUUACCCUCACCAUCGCACCUGACUCAUUACGUGUUCAAUUUAGAAAGUUAUGUGCUAAGGAUUUAAAUCAACUUGAUAAACUUUCACCGAGGACUUUACAACAGUGGAUUAUACUAAAGCUUGAUAGAAAUAAUAUAAAGGAUUAUUAAUUAAUACUCAGGUGUGUGAUUUACCUGUAUUGAGUGACAAAGUCGGUGGUAGUUGUUGUGGUGGAGGAAGGAGUGGGUGUGUGUGUGUGUGUGUACUGUUGGGGGUGACAUACGGAAGUUGGUACACCGACAGGAAGUAUAUACUGUAGAAGGCGCUGAAGAUGCUGUCUGUACUUAGCAUGACCGAGGGGCACCUAGAGGACGAAGGAGACGAUGGCCCACACGCCCACGAUGACGAUGAUCACAACCACGACAACCUGCCCCUCUCUAAGGCCGAGCUCAGGAAGAGUAACAAACCCAUCAUGGAGAAGCGGAGGAGGGCCAGAAUUAACACCUGCCUCGGCGAGCUUAAGAGUCUUAUCCUUGAUGCCAUGAAGAAAGACCCUGCACGACACAGUAAGCUGGAGAAGGCAGACAUCCUGGAAAUGACGGUGAAGCACCUACAGGCAGUACAACGGCAGCAGCUGGCCCUGGCUGUGGCACACGACCCUGCUGUGCUCACCAAGUUCCGCAGCGGCUUCACCGAGUGUGCCCAGGAGGUGACCAGGUAUGUGUCAAGAAUCGAGAGUGUGGACAAUGCUGUACGACAACGCCUUCUGCAGCACCUGGGUCAGUGUGUCUCUGGGCUGACGGCCAUGACCCCCAUGUCCUUCACGGCCAUGGCGGGGCUCCCGAUGCCUAUGGCCCACCUGCAGGGAAGCUCGCUCCCCCCAGGACCUCCCCCCACACUUCAGCAGGGCCCAGGGGAUGUCAACAAUAAUCAGGCGCGGCUGUUACAUGGUCUUGUUGCAGCCAGAUUAGCAGCUGCUGGGGACGCUGCAGGGGCAGCUCUCCUUUUACAUGGGGGUCUGUCUCUCCUGGCCCGCGUCGCACCGCACCCUCAACCCCCAACCCAGCCAACAGCACCUCCACAUCAAGGGGCAUCGACAGUGCCGCCUCCCCAAAAUGUGCCGCAGCCACCACAAGUUCUACAGUCUCCAGUUGUCAAAAUAAAUGAGGGUGCAUCAUCCUCCGGGGAGCGCCCCCUGCGGCCGUCUGCUUUCACAGCUGUGAGACGGGCCUCAUCCCCACCCAGAGCGCCUCUCGAAGUACACUCACGCCCACAGGAGACUUUAACAUCCAACCCCACCCAGCAGGUCGUAGCUCCCACAGCAAGAAGAUUCAUUGGAGGUCCAGAGACUCAUCCAGAGACAGUUGUUCGUGCACAGGUUGCCGUCCAGCCCGUGAACCUGACCAUGUCUGCCCCUCAGGACACCGAGGUUCGUGCACCACUUGACUUUUCCUUUAGAAAACGAACUUUAAAUAUACCAACACCGACUCAUCCUGCACCAACCCAUGUCACGACCACACACACGAUGCCUCCACACACUACCCCCAUACACAGUGACGUCAAGCAGAGCUUAAGCACACACUUGACACCUUCGCCGUAUGUCCCCGCCCUCACCCUGGCCACCAAAUACCAACUCACACAAAGUUCACAGACAGCAACCAUCAAGAGACCUUUGGAGGUGCAAGACACCUCUUGUUCUCGCCCAUCUAAGAUGAUAAAGACAGAAUAUUCCUCCCUGGCAGGACCCCCCAUCACUGUGCGUCUCGUACCUUCAGGUCACCCUGUAGACCCCUCACACGCGACGCCUCCCUCACACACAUCACCUCCCUCACACACAUCACCUCCCUCACACACAUCACCUCCCUCACAGUCCUAUGUAGAGAACCGGUCGAGGUGGUUCAUUCCCUGUGUCAGCCCACCCACCUGUGUGUAUCACUAA
Messenger RNA from Homarus americanus (American lobster), 2069 nucleotides. RefSeq names its product protein deadpan-like. The transcript has 5 exons. The record is from RefSeq and is a predicted model, not a curated record. Bases 462 to 2069 code for a protein of 535 amino acids. NCBI's taxonomy places the organism in Eukaryota, Metazoa, Arthropoda, Malacostraca, Decapoda, Nephropidae. Gene Ontology annotation, molecular function: protein dimerization activity; RNA polymerase II cis-regulatory region sequence-specific DNA binding; DNA-binding transcription factor activity, RNA polymerase II-specific. Gene Ontology annotation, biological process: anterior/posterior pattern specification; regulation of neurogenesis; regulation of transcription by RNA polymerase II. Gene Ontology annotation, cellular component: nucleus.